This is a messenger RNA of Mytilus californianus (California mussel), 1032 nucleotides long. RefSeq lists its product as uncharacterized. The record is from RefSeq and is a predicted model, not a curated record. The coding region runs from base 1 to 1032 and encodes 343 amino acids. The transcript has 8 exons. Lineage: Eukaryota; Metazoa; Mollusca; Bivalvia; Mytilida; Mytilidae.
AUGGUAUUUGCUACUUCUCUGCUAACUUAUGUUCAACGACAUGCUGAUGCUGAUGAAGAUGAAGAUGAUGAUGAUGAUGAUGAUGAUGAUGAUGAUGCUGCUUCUGAUGCUGCUGCUGUUGAUGAUGAUGAUUGCUCAACGCCCAGCGAGAACCUUGCACGAUUUGGAAGUGCUACACAAAGUUCCCAAUAUGGUAGUGCUGUACCACAAAAUGCAAUUAACCCACCUAUAUCAAAUGAAUGGGGUUUUACAAAAUGUACACACACAUCGGAUAAUCUAAGUCCAGCUUGGUGGAUGUUCAAUAUUUCGUAUGGAACUGUAUUCAUCACAGAUAUAACUAUAUACUAUAGAGAAAGAUUUGCAAGACGGAUGGAUGGAUUUAAAUUGUAUAUAUCUAAUACAUCUAACACUCAUCCUUCUGCCUCUGACCUCUGCCACCAAGAUCCUCCAGGUUAUCCUUAUCCAAAUAUCACUCAAACUAUUUCAUGCAAUCAACUUGGACAAUAUGUCAUUUAUUAUGAUGACGUACAGGGACCAGGGGACAAAGGAAGUAUUAUUGAACUAUGUUAUGUUUCCAUUAAUGGUUGUAAGAAGAAUUAUUGGGGAAGUAACUGCAUUAAUUCUUGUACAGAAACAUGUAUAGACCAACAUUGCUAUCCUGGAAAUGGUUCGUGUAUCUGGGGAUAUAACAUAGCAACAAACGCUUUAGUAUCACGGAAUCCUCUUGGUACGAAACCGGCAAAUCUAGCUACGGAUGGAGAUAAAACAACAUGUUCUAAAACACAGGGAACUGACGUAUGGUUUCAGGUUGACAUGACAGAAAUAAGAAUUGUUACAGAAUUAUAUCUGACAGGCAAAGGAUGUCCGUCUACACAGUAUGGUCCACUUUGUAAAAGAACAUGUCCAGCAAAAUGUCUUGGACCGUGUGACCUUGAUACAGGACGAUGCUUAUUUGGCUGUGCAAAUGGAUGGAUUGGUGAAAAAUGUGAUCAGGAUCAUUUAACGAACGGUUACAGAAGUAGCUACCGUUAA